ACAGGCCCCUGAGUGUCCUUUGGCUCAGGAACAGCUGAUCUCCUCCCACACUCCCCAAAUCCUCCUGAGAAGAAGGAGGAGAAGAGUUUCUGCUCUGACUCUGCCGCCUCAGUGACUGAACAAUGAUCUGAAACUUGCAGCAUGGGGGGAUAUACCGGGACCGCCGCACUUCUGAUGUGCUUGACGCUGAGCGUCGCCGGCCGGAACGCGAGGACCAAUCUCUGUAAAUGGUGUAAUUACUCGCAGCCCACCUGCAAAGGUGGUACCUGCUACACCAACUGCAGCCUGAGUUCCUACUGCGAGACCUCAGAGGAGAUCUGCGUCACCAUCUGGAAGCAGGACAAUGACAGCGUCCAGGUGAUCACCCUCUGCCACCACCCUCUGCUUCCCCUGGAGAACAUCAUGGUGCCGAGUUAUAACAGCACAAGAUGCGUCAUGCAGCCAGUGCCCUCCCAGACUGGCCGGAUGUAUAUUUGUGGUUGUGUGGAUGAUCAGGAGUGUAACGACAAGCUCAUCUUCUACGACCACAAUGAUCACUCGUUACUCCACAGCAGAGAGGCCGUUCCUGUGGCCACUAUCAGUCUGCUUCCUCCUCUACUGCUGGCAAUCACCGUCACUGUCCUCUUCUACCUUUACCGUACCCAGAGGCUCAGACGGAGGUCCAAGUCUUGGCCGGAGAAGCCGGGAGAUUAUGCUUACAGGUUGUCACCUUCUCUGGUCAGCAGCUCUCAGUGUGACCUAAGUGCUGCCUGCGCCAACAGCUUCAACCACAACACAGAGCUGCUGCCCAUCGAUCUGGAGCAACGCGUCGGGAAAGGCCGGUUUGCCGAGGUCUGGAGAGCCAAGCUCAAGCACACCCAAUCCGGCCACGGCGAGGCCGUGGCGGUCAAGAUCUUCCCCUUCCAAGAAUACUCUUCCUGGAGAAACGAGAUCUGCAUUUUCACAGACGCCAACGUGAAGCACGAGAACGUGCUGCAGUUUAUCACGGCGGAGGAACGAGGCAGCGGCCUUCAGAAGGAAUAUUGGAUCAUCACCGCUUACCAUGCCAGGGGCAACCUCAAGGACUAUCUGGCCAGCCACGUCCUGAGCUGGGCAUCGUUCCUAAAGAUGGCCGGCUCCAUCGUACGGGGCGUGGCUCAUCUGCAUAGCGAGUACACCCCGUGUGGCGCCCCCAAGAUUGCCAUUGCUCACCGGGACAUCAAAAGCACCAACAUUCUGGUGAAAAGCGAGACUGAGUGUACGCUGUGCGACUUCGGCAUAACCUUGCGGCUGGACCCUGCACUUACCGUGGACGCCUUUGCCAACAGUGGACAGGUUGGGACGGCACGCUACAUGGCUCCGGAAGUUCUGGAAUCCAGGGUUAACCUGGAAGAUUUAGAGUCCUUUAAGCAGAUGGACGUCUACUCGCUGGCGUUAGUAUUGUGGGAGAUGGCUUCCAGGUGUGAGGCUAUCGGAGAGGUGAAGAACUACGAGCUGCCCUUUGGGUCCAUGAUGCAGGAGGAGCCGUGCUUGGAGACCAUACGGGAUGUGGUGCUACACGGAAAGGGGCGACCGGACCUUCCAGACACCUGGAGGAGGCAUCCGGGUAUGGACGUCCUGUGUGACACAAUCACAGAGUGCUGGGACCACGACCCCGAGGCCCGCCUAACUGCGCCAUGCGUGGCCGAACGCUUCAACCUAAUGGAGCAAAUGGACUGCGACUGCAUCAGUAUACACAGUAACACAGUGUACUAUGUCAGCCAGUGAUCAGACUGUUACCAGGGAACAUCCGUCCUGUCUGGCUGAGCUUGCUACGGAGUGGAUGGACUGCAUUAGUAUACGCAGUAACACAGUGUACUAUGUCAGCCAGUGAUCAGACUGUUACCAGGGAACAUCCGUCCUGUCUGGCUGAGCUUGCUACGGAGUGGAUGGACUGCAUUAGUAUACGCAGUAACACAGUGUACUAUGUCAGCCAGUGAUCAGACUGUUACCAGGGAACAUCCGUCCUGUCUGGCUGAGCUUGCUACGGAGUGGAUGGACUGCGACUGCAUCAGUAUACGCAGUAACACAGUGUACUAUGUCAGCCAGUGAUCAGACUGUUACCAGGGAACAUCCGUCCUGUCUGGCUGAGCUUGCUACGGAGUGGAUGGACUGCGACUGCAUCAGUAUACGCAGUAACACAGUGUACUAUGUCAGCCAGUGAUCAGACUGUUACCAGGGAACAUCCGUCCUGUCUGGCUGAGCUUGCUACGGAGUGGAUGGACUGUGACUGCAUCAGUAUACGUAGUAACACAGUGUACUAUGUCAGCCAGUGAUCAGACUGUUACCAGGGAACAUCCGUCCUGUCUGGCUGAGCUUGCUACGGAGUGGAUGGACUGCGACUGCAUCAGUAUACGCAGUAACACAGUGUACUAUGUCAGCCAGUGAUCAGACUGUUACCAGGGAACAUCCGUCCUGUCUGGCUGAGCUUGCUACGGAGUGGAUGGACUGUGACUGCAUCAGUAUACGUAGUAACACAGUGUACUAUGUCAGCCAGUGAUCAGACUGUUACCAGGGAACAUCCGUCCUGUCUGGCUGAGCUUGCUACGGAGUGGAUGGACUGUGACUGCAUCAGUAUACGUAGUAACACAGUGUACUAUGUCAGCCAGUGAUCAGACUGUUACCAGGGAACAUCCGUCCUGUCUGGCUGAGCUUGCUACGGAGUGGAUGGACUGUGACUGCAUCAGUAUACGCAGUAGCACGGUGUACUAUGUCAGCCAGUAAUAAGACUGUUACCAAUAACAUCCGUCCUGACUGAGCUUGCUAUGGAGCAGAUGGACUGUGACUGCAUCAGUAUACGCAGUAACACGGUGUACUAGGUCAGCCAGUAAUAAGACUGUUACCAGGUCCCGUCUGGCUGAGCUUGCUCUCAGCUCACCUGUGGGGAAGCAGGAGGUACGAGAACAUGAAUUGUAUCAUUGAUUUGACCUGGACUCAUGUUGUUAGUCCUGGCAAUGAGGAAGAAGCAGCAGAGGGGGCAGGGAAGGAUCUCUAUGUGGCACACAGCACAUGUUUGGACCCGGCCUUCACACUGAUGCUGGGAACACACUAGACGAAAUAGUGGAUGAUGUGCGCGAUUCCGACACAUGGCUCAUGAUAUCGUCUAGUGUGUACGCACCAUGUCACUAAAGCUGAGUGGCGUGUAGUUCCCCAGCAGCUGGAGGCAGACUCAGAGGAAAGACAGGGUGGCAGUCCGCACCUCCAGUCACAUCACCCUUCAGUUUUCAUUUCCGACUGACUCCUACAAAUAAACCAUAAUCCUGACCUGCAGAAGUUUCUGGGAGUAACAAUGUGCACGCAUACAUACAUUUAUAUACAUUUAUAGCACAGCGAUGCCGUACCUUCUUAGUAGUACCAGUAAGAUGAGAGCGGGAUAACGAGGGAUGGUGAGAGCGGGAUAACACGGGAUGGAAAACACGGGACGGCGA
Molecule: messenger RNA, 3446 nt
Organism: Pseudophryne corroboree (corroboree frog)
Lineage: Eukaryota; Metazoa; Chordata; Amphibia; Anura; Myobatrachidae
Product: TGF-beta receptor type-2-like
Exons: 7
Coding region: 142-1746 (534 amino acids)
Biological process (GO): heart development; cellular response to growth factor stimulus; transforming growth factor beta receptor signaling pathway
Cellular component (GO): signaling receptor complex; plasma membrane
Molecular function (GO): transforming growth factor beta binding; type I transforming growth factor beta receptor binding; SMAD binding
Source: RefSeq, a predicted model, not a curated record